AGAAUUGAUGUUGUCAAUAAUAUGGAUGCUGACACAGUACACCUUUGAUUUUUGGGCCUUUAGAAUGGGUCUUAUUUCGUUUGGACCAUUGGAAGCUUUUAACAACUGGAAUAAAAAAGUGUUGUGCUGUAUCAUUGUUUUCUAAAUCUCUUCAGCCAUAGGAAUAGUAAUAUAAUUAUAAUACUGUAUAAGCACCUAGUCACAAUGAAGGACCUUUCAAGAGAUAUUUCAGAUUUUGGUGACAUUUGUCAAACAAAAAUUGUGGUAACGGGCGUAAAUGGGUCAGAUUUAGUUCCACUACGUCUUGCUCAUUUUCAACAAACACCUCUAAAUAGCUACGACAGGAAACGUGUAAGACGUGAACGCAAUUUGAAGCGAAUGUUGAAAGAACAGGCCAAGUCUGGAAAUGGUUUUAACGGGAUGGUUUCGGCCAUUAUGGAAAUGGCAACAAAUAGUUCGGAUAUUGUUGAUAAAUCUUUGUUGGAACUCUAUCGUCAGAACCGUCCAAAGCCGGUGGAGCCCAUAGAUUAUGAGACGUACGUCCUGAAGAACAAGGUUCUGCUCCACAAUGACCCUCACAGGGACCUGCUCAAUUUUCCAUAUGAUGACAUACUCACACCUGCCCCGACCCCGGCAAAGAAGAUGCGCACGGUGCACUCAACGGUGCCAACCCUGGGCGGGGAGAAAUCGGGGAACCUCCUGGUGGAAGAGUGUCUACAAACGUACACUGACACCUGUCACAUGGUCCGCUUCAGGUACAGCAAAUACUCCGGAGGCUACCAGCAGCUGCCAAGUGUGAAGAAACGUGAAGAGUUACAGGAGCAGGUGUAUGAAGUGGACCAGGAGGCAGACGACCGUGAGGACACAAUAAGUCGCACCUACUCCAGCGCGUCAAUGACACAACCGGUGAUAACCAAGGCUGGUUGGCUGUACAAAGGGCCUGAUAGCAGCAAAGAUACCAUCAUGAGCUUUACACGGCAAUUCAAGCGCCGCUACUUUGUCAUCAAGCAGCAAUCAGACCAAACAUACAGCCUCGAGUUCUUCAAAGAUGACAGGAGGUCAGAAGCAAAAGGAGUUAUCUUUCUUGAAUGUGUACAGGAGGUUGUCAAGAACUCAAAAAAAGGGAAGCACGGUUUUGAAUUACGGACACAGGAGAAGGCUUAUCUGUUUGCUGCAGAGAGUGAAGUGGAAAUGGAGGACUGGAUUAUGACCCUGAACAAGGUCCGCAAUGCUGCUGAGACGCUCUCUAAUAUUUCACUAGAUAGGCUCAGGGGAGAUGAACCCUUUUCCCCAAGUAAGGUGGAUGACAAAGCCUUCGAAAAUAUGGUCCAUCCUGAACUACAGAAGUAUGCCAAAGAGUCUGAGUCGAUGAUGUUGAAAGCCAGGCAGGACAACAGACAGAACCUCUUCAAUGUUUACGGCAGUAUAGUUCGUAAUUUCCAUCAUGAUCCCGAGGACGAUGAAGAUGUAGCAUCAGAAGUAGACGUCUUCCCCCAGCAGUUUGGGGAGAGGUUCAUGUUGCGUUUGCUUGAGUUUAAACUCAAAUUACAGGUCAACAUGGCUGAAGAGGGUAACGGCAAGAAACAAUGCAAUCCUGAGCCAUUUUUCCUGACCUUUGCCCUGUAUGAUGCGAGGGAAGGCAGGAAGAUAUCCGAGGAUUUCCACAUGAAUGCAAAUGAGCAGGAAAUAGAGGCAAUGAUACCGGCAGACCUCGUGGCUGCUUCAGACAAGCUCAACAAGGUCGAUGGAAAAUCAACCGCUCCGGAAUUGAAAGGCCUUGAGGAAAACUGGCUGCUGGCCAAAAAUAAGCAGGGCCUGUACUCAGUUAUACGCCGUCACAGCGAGAUCUACCUCUACGUGCGUAUAGAGAAGGUCCUCCAGGGCCCCAUAUCACAAUCAAUCGAGCCGUACCUUCGGGGAGCCGACAGCAAGACUGGCUCCAAAGUCUACCGACAGAUGAAACAGUUCUGCUCUCAUAUAGGACACCAUAGGAUGCCUUUCGCUUGGUCUGCCAGACCUCUUGCCACGAGCAACGUAGGCCCCUAUGAAAUGCCUUUGUAUAAACAAGACAGCUCCAAAAUGUCGGAGGAUGAAGUUAUCAAACAUCUACAAGAUCUGAAAAGGCCAGAAAAGCAAAGCAAGUGGACCAGCAUUCCAGGAACAUUCAAAAUCAGCCUUCACCCCAUCAAGCCUGACCCUCCAUUACCAAACACAGUGACAUCUUCUUUUGUUCCUGUAAAGCCGUUCCCCACCCCUCCAGCCGACCCCAUUGCCAUAGAGAUAGAGGAAUUUGUCCCCGCGAAGGGCCAGUUCAACAGCCCCUUUGACUCCUAUGUUAACAACCUGUAUGUUUACCCGCUCAGUCUGAAAUACGAUAGCCAGAAAUCAUUUACCAAGGCUCGUAACAUAUCAUGUUGCGUGGAGAUACGUGACUCCGAUGAAGAGCAUGCUGUACCGUUAAAGUGUGUGUAUGGUAGGCUGGGCCCAUCAGUGUUCACAAGCGUAGCCAGUUCAUGUGUACUCCACCAUAGCCAGACUCCAGAAUACACAGAAGAGGUGAAGGUGUUGCUACCGACAAUACUACAUGAGAAGCACCACCUGUUGUUCCGGUUCUACCAUGUGAGCUGUGAGGGAUCAAAGGGCUCCACAAAGAAGAGAGAUGGGAUCGAGGUCCCUGUGGGGUACGCUUGGGUGCCCCUGCUGCAUUCCACGGGCAGGGUGGAAGUAGGAGAGAGGACAGUCCAAGUGGCAACCAACUUGCCUGCUCGAUAUCUCGGCUCAGAAUCUCUUUCAAGCAGAAAUUCCACUGCCUCAGAUGUGAAGUGGGUGGAUGGGGGUAAGCCCUUGUUCAAACUGAAACUACACCUCAUGUCGACCGUGUACACCCGCGAUCCACAUCUCCAUACAUUCUUCUUCCACUGCCAGAAGAUGAUGACCUCCCCGUCCCCUGGCCCGGACAGCCUCAACAAGCUCAAGGUUUUAGAGAAAGUAUCAAAUGUUGCUGACGCCGUAGAGCAACAGUACCUGAUGAAUUCUGUAAAGUCCCUGCACGCAGUGGACGUGAGCACGUAUAUCCAGUUUCUACCCACAAUUCUCAACAUCCUGUUUAAACUGGUGGCGAACACCCAGAGUGAGGAUAUUGGGAUGAAUGCUGUCAGGGUGGUUAUCCACAUUGUAUCAGAGGUACAGGACGUGGAUAAACAAGAACUCCUCGAGAAAUAUGUCAAGUACAUAUUCCGUGCCGAGCCCAUUCCAAAGGGUAGCAAACAGAAGACUGUACAUGAAGAACUUGCCAAGAGCUUGACCAUGAUCCUACGUCCAGCCAAUGCUGACCAGGUUGUGGUGGUCAAGUUCCUCAACAAUGCCUGGUUCUUCUUUCAAGUGCUCAUUAAAAGCAUGACCCAGUUUCUAGUGGAUGGGGAAAGGGUCAAGAUGCCCCGUAAUGAGAGAUUCUCGAGCGACUACCAGUACAAGCUACAGACCCUGAUACAGACCAUCACUCCGUACAUUACCAGCAAGUAUAAGGAGGCGCCAAGAGAGACACGCAAUGCUAACUUCAGUCUGGCAUACUUUGUAAAGAUGUGUUUCACGUUGAUGGACCGAGGCGUGGUAUUCCAGCUCAUAGCACAGCACAUAAACACCUUCGCUGUCGUGGAACAUAGAACCCUCCAUGAGUACAAGUUUGAGUUCCUGAGGAUUGUGUGUAGCCACGAGCACUACAUCCCGCUGUCCCUGCCUCUCAUGAGGCGAGGGCUGAUCAAAACAUACAAAGGGGAUACAUGUGUAUCCGAAGAAUGCCUCCCUUACCCCACAGAGCAUGAUUUGGAUGUAUUGUACACUGAUUAUGACCUGAAGUGUGAUUACACACUAUCAGAAGAGUACCGGAAGACCCACUACCUUCCCGGCCUACUGCUGCAGGAACUGAAACUUGCGCUCAACGAGAGCAAGGAGACGAGGCGAUGUGCCAUCAACGUUCUCCGUGACCAGUUUGCCAAACAUGCCUUCGAUGACAGAUAUUCACAGAAGAGCCAUCAGGGACGCAUAGCAGCCCUGUACUUGCCGCUGAUCCAAGUGCUGCUAGACAACAAGCACAGACUGGUUAAAUCAGACGAUAAAAACCAACAGAAAAACCAGUCUCCCAAUCACUCAGCCAGUCAGCCAUCCAUGAAUGGCCUAGAUAGCAGUUUGGUCGGGCAGGGCGGGCCGGGUAGUGUAUCGGCAAAGAGCGAGGCCAAAUCGACAUCGUCUGGUCAUACACCUCAGCAGAAACAUCGCAGCAUGAUUUCUCUGCCACAGCCUGUUGACCCGUCGAAGAGAGACUCUUCGGUGUUUGAUAUGAUUGCCGGAACAAAAAUACCUUAUGGAAAAGGUAGAGUGGCCGCCCGUCACCUGAACGUGGAAGAUCUGAAAUCACAUAUCAGUGGGUCCUCUAGUUCAAUAGCUAGUUCAAACUCCUCAACAGACACCAAAACAGACAGUGGAAGCAGGGAUAAAGGUCACUCAAGACAAGGGUCAGUGUCUACCGUGAUACCUGGUGUGACAUCAUCAGCCACAUCCAAAGUGUACCAAUACCAGCGUCUAGACAACACGGAGAUACGUGAUCUUCUCGUCUGCUUGCUGCACAUUCUCAAGUACCUGCCUGAUGAUAUCCUACUGGGUUGGUUCAACAACUCAUCCGAGUAUGACAUCGUGGACUUCUUUUCAUUGCUUGAACUAUGUCUAGAGCACUUUAAAUAUCAAGGGAAGAAAAAGAUUGUCACCCUGGCCAUUAUUGGAGAGAGCAGCAUGGGGCGUAAAACCAACACCAUGCCCGUCAAACGGCAGUCAGCAAUCCCAACGGCCAAUGGGAGUCUUCCACCGACAUUCCGUAGUGUUAGCCAGUAUGGAGACUUUGUACCAGAUGUUCCAAGCUACCAUAUGACAACAUCAUCCGAGGCUGACGGUCUGAGUCGAGCGCGGUCAGAGGCGAACAUGUCAACUGAGAUGGGGAUUAUUGUCCUUGAUGUGCUCGGGGUUUACACGGACAAGUUCAAGACGGACCUGUCAUCCCGUGAUGGUGACAACACAUUGAUGGAGACCGUGUUUGACCUCUACCUCUACUUCCUGCGUACCAGCCAGUCAGAAACACUGCAGACGCACGUGUUCGCUGUGUGGAGAAACUUUGUCAGAAAGUUCUCCAAUGUGCUAUUUAAGGGAGAUGCUACCUUGUGUUCAAAGUUAUGUUAUGAGCUGUUGAGGUGUUGUAACUCGAGGUUAAAGUCCACUAGAAAGGAAGCCUGCAUACUGAUCUAUAACCUGAUGAAAGCAAACUUUGAGUUUACGAAGAAAAAGUCAUUCACUCGUGUACAUCUGCAGGUUAUAAUUUCUGUGGCCCAGCUGAUCGGGAAUGUGGUCACAUUGUCGAACAAUCGAUUUCAGGAAUCUCUUGCCCUUAUCAACAGCUACGCACACUCGGACAAGACCAUGAACGUGUCCAGUGUCUGGGCCUUUAUUGAUGGGGGACAGAAAACAAGGUUCUCCUCAGAAGUGAAGGAUCUCACGAAGCGGAUCAAGACUGUGCUAAUGGCUACUGCACAGAUGAAAGAACACCAGAAUGACCCUGAAAUGUUGAUUGACCUUCAGUACAGUCUUGCAAUCUCAUACGCUAGUACGCCGGAACUGAGGAAAACCUGGCUAGAGUCCAUGGCCCGCAUACAUAGCAAACAGGGCAACCAUUCUGAGGCAGCGCAUUGUUACAUUCAUAUGGCAGCACUUGUGGCAGAAUACCUCAAGAAACGAGGAAAAAUAAAAUCAAGUUCAUUCCCCCAGGGCUGUGCAGCCUUUAAGCCAAUCUCUCCGAACGUUGAGAAGGAAGAGUCCGGGAUCAAGGAUGACUCCGGAAUGCAGGAUGUGCAAUAUACAGAGGAGACGCUUGUAACAUUUAUGGAGGAAGCAGCCACCUGUUUAGAGAGUGCAGAGAGAUUUGAGGUGCUAGGGGAAGUGUAUAAACUCAUCAUACCCAUGUACGAGCGUGCCAGGGAGUUCGAGAAACUAGCGCAGUGUUACCAGAUCCUUGCCAACUCCUACACCAAGGUAGUGGAAGUGAUGCAGUCUGGGAAACGAUUACUCGGCAAAUACUUCAGGGUCGCUUUCUUCGGACAGUCCUACUUUGAUGAAGAAGAUGGUAAACAGUACAUCUACAAAGAGCCGAAAGUGACGAGUCUGGCUGAGCUGUGUGAUCGACUCAAGGCCCUGUACGAGGGAAAGUUUGGACGUGAUAAUGUUAGACUCAUCAUGGACUCAAAAACGGUAUCAAGUGCCGAUAUUGACAACCGUUACGCCUACAUCCAGGUGACACAUGUGACACCGUUCUUUAAGGAGAAGGAGCUUCAACGUCGUCUCACGGACUUCGAGAAAAACAACAACAUAAAUCAGUUCAUGUUUGAGACUCCCUUCACAAAGUCUGGCAAGGCCCACGGCGACAUUCAAGACCAGUAUAAGAGAAGGACAGUGCUACACACUUCACAUUCCUUGCCAUUCGUUAAAAAGCGUAUUGAGGUCGUCGAUAAGAAGGAAUGCAUCCUGUCACCAAUCGAGGUGGCAAUCGACGCAAUGAACGCGAAGGUGGCCGACCUCCGAGAGGUUGUUGACCUUGCCCUUCCUGACAUGAAAAAACUGCAGCUGAAACUGCAGGGCAGCGUUAGCGCUCAGGUGAAUGCAGGCCCGCUGGCAUACGCUGAAGCAUUCCUGUCAGAGGACCAUGUGGCCAGCUAUCCACCAGAUAGAGUUGAGGCUCUCAAAAACAUCUUCAGGGACUUUGUGCGGGUAUGCAAUGACUCCCUAGACCUUAAUGCCAAGCUGAUUACUACAGAGCAAAAGGAGUACCAUGAAUCUCUCAAGGAUGGCUUCGAAGACAUCGUUAGCCAACUUUCCAAAAUGUUCGGAGAAACUAAUGCUGUCUACAUAGUGUUAACAAAGGAAAGUGAAGGUUCCCAGCGCGGGUCUAUGUCUGUGUUCAACAUAGUAGCACCGCAGGGGUCCAGCACAGCCUAAGGAGGAGUCCAGUCUGGAAUUGUGCUUACAUUAUGAACAAUAUAUAACAAGUACUAUGUUGCCUACAUGCAACCAGUCUGGAAUUGUGUUAACUCAUGAACUAGGUACCAGUCCAGACUUUGAAUCUAAUGUUGCAACUAGUCUGAAAUUGUGUUAACACAUGAACUAGAUAUUAGUCUAGACAUUGAAUCUGAGUAUGGAAACAGUCCAGAAUUGUGUUAUACAAUCAUGAACAAGAUAACAGUCUAAACUUGAACUUUGAACAUGCAACCAGUCUGGAGCUGUGUUUACACAUGAACAGGAUUCCAGUCUAGAUUUUAAUUCUAAACAUGCAACUGGAUAAAUUUGGACAAGAUAACAGUCUGUAAUUUGCUCAUUUGAUUCUGGAAGUGUUUUAAAAUAGAGUCUGGACUGUCAUGCAACCAGUCUGAAAUUAUGUUUUCAUAGAAACAUGGUCCAUGUUUCUUUUCAAAAAUAUACCUUUGGCUUUGAGUUUUAACUAUCAUAGUUUUCAUAAGUGCAUUACUUCAAACUUGUAUUCCAUCCACUUACAUUCUGCAAGCCAGCUGACUUUUAUUUAUGCUUUUCAGAUUAAUUUGUUCUCAUUAUUAAAACCCUGUCCAAUAAAUGUUAGCAUUUGGUAGCUUCAUGAAUGGCCAUCAGUGACAAGCAUUUCAGAAGGCCGGUGAUCAUUUAUUUAUAAAGAUUGUGUAUGUUGUCUUGUUCAUGUCUUCUGUUCAUUGAGUGAGAAUGCUGACAUAUUUUAUCGGUUUUCUGUUUAUGUUUUAUUCUUUUUAAUUUGUUUGUUUGGAUAAAUUUAAAGAAAAACUCUAUUAUCAGCAUUAAUGCUUUAUCAAAGGAAUGGUCAAUAUUUCAAACUUGUUUACCAUUGGUCAAAUGUGUUUGUCCAAUCAGAGUGCAGCAUUGAAAUAAACACUGAUGUCAUAACUGACCGAUUCAAGCCAAAAUUUAUGUCAGAUUUUUCUCUGUACAAAAGACUAGGGCAAUGUUAUAUCUAAAGUUGACAAAACAAGUUGAAAUCUGGCUUGAUGAAAGUAGAUUCUUUGAACAUGUAUAGAGUCAUUAUCAUGGCAGUGUACCAUUGUAUUUGUACAUAAUUAUAAAUACUUGUACAUUAUCCAAAACAUACAUGUAGCUGAAAAUUUGUAUAGAGUGAAUUGAUUUUGGUAAUCAAGAAACAAUUAGACAUAACCUAGAUCUGUUCUAUAGUAUUUAUUCCAUUGAGGGCUAGGAUUAUCAGCCAUCAUAUAUUGUUAGCUUUUUGUGUGUGUUUUUAUAGAUAAAAACUUGAGGGAUUGUGAUAGCCUUGGUGUCUAUGUCUGCGUUGUUUGACCUUAGCCAUACCUCAUCAUUAUCUUUCAAUGAAACUUGGUAUACAUGUGGCCUGAGACAAUACAAUAAUGUAAAGCAAGGACCAUGACUCUGGAUUUAAUAAUUGCUGAGUAAUUCCCCUUGUUAUUAACUUGGUAUACGGGUGGCCAGAGACAAUACACUGAUGAAAAGCAAGGACUAUAACUCUGGAUUUAAUGAUUGCUGAGUAACGCCCCAUGUUAUAAACUUGGUAUACAGGUGGCCAGAGACAAUACAAUGAUGUAACGCAAGGACCAUAACUCUGGAUUUAAUGAUUGCUGAGUAACGCCCCUUGUUAUAAACUUGGUAUGUAGGUGGCCAGAGACAAUACACUGAUGUAGCGCAAGGACCAUAACUCUGGAUUUAAUAAUUGCUGAGUAACAGUUUAUCUGACAAAAAACAGAUGUACAUUGGCUUUUGCUCUGCAGCAUUCUUGUAUAAAAAAUUGGUUAUACAUUUUACAAUGAACAUAAUUUAGAAAGAUCUUGUAUACAUAUGGCAGAUUUCACGUUUUGGUGACCAAAAAGUUCCCGGCGAAUAUUGAUUUUUAAAAUUUAUUGCAGAUUUGUGAUUUCAACAUAAUCUUUUACAGCAAUUUCUUAUCUAUCAUAUUUUAGAACAUUUGCAAUGAUUUAUUCAUGCAUUUUUAUAAAAAAAAGAAUUUUGUAUCACCAUACCAUUUGUGCUAGUGUUACAAUAUUGCCGGUAAAAACUUGUUUUUUUUUAAUAUUUUGAUCCAAAGAAGUAUUUUGUCUUGCACUAAAUGGUUCAUUUAUCUAUAAAACAGAUUAUACAGACAAAAAAUAAAGAUUGUUUCGUUUUUCUCAAAUAAAUUUAUUGAAACAAACCCUAAUUGGACAACAAGACAGAAAAUGCUUUCUGCAAACAUAGGUUUUCUUUUUAUAUCAGAUCAGAUAAGCUAUAAACAUAAAUGUUUUGUUGUGGUAAUAUAAAUGUCUCUAGUAUGGUGCAAUUAUCAUUACCUUUGAUAUUAAACAUAUAUAUUAUAAAUUGCUAAUUGCAGUAUGUGCUAGUGUUACCACAAAACAGAAUGAGUAACAUUAGCAGUAUGUCACAUUAGCAGUUGGACAGAAUGUUUCACAACAAAUUAAAAUACAGACCUACCACAGACUGUUUGAGCUUGAUACAGUAUAAAACAAACUAUAUAAAUGAUUGAUAAACACGGUCAAUUGAUAAUCACAAAAAUUCUUAAUUCUGUCCAAUAAAUAACGAUAUCAAACACAAAAGCGGUAUGAAUUCAAUAUAAACUACGUACCUAAUGAAUGAAUACUUACAAACGAUAGUUUACAGACGACAUUGUUAUGUUCGAAUAAUUGACUAUGGGAAAGUCAUCAAAUUUCAACGAUUUUCUUGCUUUAUUAAGCGCUUGUCUUAAUGCUAGCGUGACAUAAUGUUAACGUUACAUCGAAGGACAGAAUGAGCCAAACUUGGAUUAAGUUUUUAUCAACGGUAUUCACCACUAUUUUUAUCAUUUCAAUGUCAACUGUGAACCAGUCCAAUAUAAAAGUAAUCGCUACCCGGAUGUUAACCCUCAGUCGGUGUAAAUUAUUCACGAAUAGAAAAGGUGCUAUCGUCAUGCUAAAAUGGGACAGAAUCGAUUUUGAGUAACAUUAACACAUUUUUAGACCUAAAAAACUUUAUGAUCGGGAAUGACCAAUUUCUUGUUACAUGCAAUACUGUUUUUAUCCGACAUGUAGUCUUUGUUUUCAGUGAUUUAAUAAAGGUGUGUUUAGGCUUAAAACAGUUAGCAGUGGAUCAUGUCUGCUAAUGUUACACAACAAUUCGAGGACAGAUUACCGUAACGUUAUCACCAUGCGCAAUUACCGAAAAUUUAAGUAUAUUACGAACGAAAUGCAAUCAUUUUAGAUAUAUUAUUGUUUUAAUUAACAUUUCUUGCAAACAUUAUUCAACAGACAAGAAUAAAAUACUUACCAGAUGUUACUGAAAAGCAUCCUCAAAAAAGUGGUAUAUUGGUACCGGGAAGAUUUUCUGUCUUUUUUGUCCUAAAUAUCGGCAUAUUUUUACAUUUUUUUACCUUAUUUAACACAAUAUUUUCAUUAUUUUAAUACAAAUCACUUCUAUUAGGUGUUCUUAUUUGGUUGGGAAAGGCAAUUGCUGUAUAUAUGACGUUGACAUGCAAUAACAAUAAAUGAAAGCAAAUGGGCCAAAUAAUUGCCUUUUUUGUGAAAUCUGCCAUAUGUGAAGUUUAAUUGUAUAUACAUCAUAAAAUGUUACUUUUCUUUUUAUUGUACUUUAUGCAUAUAACUAUGUAUGCAUAUAACUAUGUUAUUUUUCCCUUUGCUCCAAAAUAGUUUUCGUUUAUCAACAAUCUGUGAUAGCUUGUAUAUGUUGUUGUCCAUUUGAGGUUUCAUUGUAGGUGCAAGUGAAUUGUUGAAAUUGUUGAAAUACAAGCGAGGUCUUGUCUUUUUUUGUCAUGAUUAAAAAUUGAGAUUAAUUUAUUAGUUGGAUCCAAUAUGUAAAAUUUUUAAACAUUUAUGCAAGAUGGGUAUUAAUUUUUGUAUUGAAAAUGUAAGCCUUUUUCCAUUUUGUUCAAAGAUUAAUGGAUUAAAUUUCAUAAAAAAAUUAUAAGCUUAAAUUGCAGAAAAAAACAUAAUUACCAAAGCAAACAUGAAUGUGGCAACUAUUCUUUCGUUUAUUUUUUUAACUCCAUAUUUUAUUAAAAUUGAAUUUUUACUCCCUUAAAGCUGCUCUCUCACAGAUUAAACAUUUUGACGACUUUUUUAUUUUUUGACUUGGCACAAGCCAGUUUUUGCAAAAAAUCCAUAGAAACCAGUGAUAUAAGACUGCUGACAAAAAAUCCAUAGAAACCGCAGUGAUAUAAGACUGCUGACAAAAAAUCCAUAGAAACCAGUGAUAUAAGACUGCUGACAAAAAAUCCAUAGAAACCGCAGUGAUAUAAGACUGCUGACAAAAAAUCCAUAGAAACCAGUGAUAUAAGACUGCUGACAAAAAGUUAGAUUGCAGAUUUUUAUAUUUAUGUUCAGAAAAUGAAAAUCUACGCUCUGAUUUUUUGUCAGCAAUCUUAUAUAACUGGUUUACAUGGUUUUUCGCAAAAAUUGGCUCGCUCCAAGACAAAAAAUAAAAGAGAUGUAAAAAUGGUAUAUAUGUGAGAGUGCAGCUUUAAAUGAGAGUAAAAAGCCUUCAUAAUUCUCUUUAUAAAGGGUUGUUUGGCAGAUAUACACUGAUUAAAUGUAAUAAUUAUAAUAAUAUGUUUGCUGUUUAUAACAUAAUGUAUUAUAUUCAUUGUUAUGUGUUAGUUUCCUUUAGCAAUAUUUAUUUAACCAUGGUCACUAUAUCAUCUCUUUCAUAAUGUAUAUUUGAGACCAUUCUCAUUCUGUUAAUCAUUGUGUUAACUAUAUAUACUAUGGUUGCCUGUAGAUUUGUUAUAUAUGUUUAGUUAGAGAGGAAAUUAUUGUAUCUAUAUGUAGGAUUAUUAAGACACAGUGCUUUAUGAUGUAUGUAUUUGUUUAUUACUUAACAUAUAAUAAAUGCCAACAUAUAA
This is a messenger RNA of Mya arenaria, 11947 nucleotides long. Its product is annotated as dedicator of cytokinesis protein 9-like. The transcript has 54 exons. Gene Ontology annotation, biological process: positive regulation of GTPase activity; small GTPase-mediated signal transduction. NCBI's taxonomy places the organism in Eukaryota, Metazoa, Mollusca, Bivalvia, Myida, Myidae. The record is from RefSeq and is a predicted model, not a curated record. Bases 205 to 7032 code for a protein of 2275 amino acids. Gene Ontology annotation, molecular function: guanyl-nucleotide exchange factor activity.